Cladocopium goreaui is the source of this 861-nucleotide messenger RNA. The record is from the annotation of a GenBank genome assembly. NCBI's taxonomy places the organism in Eukaryota, Dinophyceae, Suessiales, Symbiodiniaceae.
AUGAUCAACUCUUCUAAGGCCUGGAUUGCAUGGACAGCCCACCAAGGAUGGGCAGAUGCGCGGACUGCAGGCAGUGUUGAUGGGCGGUUGAUUGAGCAGAAAAUUCCCAUGCCCUGCGGUUGCCAAAUCUUGCAGAUCCUACUACCAGAUGCCAGGGAUUUUUGGAUUGGACUUGACCGAAACUACUCAGCUCAUCUUGGUUGCCAGGGGAAAGAGAACCAAGGGCGCCAGAUUCCCGGAAGAAUUGACAUUCUGUUGUGGUCUCAUUUCCGGCUGGCCCUGGUCAAAGCGGCAAGAAACGACCAUGAAGAGUUGGCGACUCAGGGCGGCAUCCACAGACUUGGACCGAAGCACAAGGUGGAGGAGUACUAUGUGCAGCCCAGGUUCGCGGCAGGUCGGCUCUUCGCCGGGGGCACCACCUUUGCGUCCUUGGCGGCGAACACCUUCUACAAUCCCACCCUGAUUGACCUCGUGAGUACCAUGGUCACGACGCACAUUCGAAUGGUGAAGCUGCCUCACUCCUGGGAAGGAAAGUCUUACUUCGAGCUUUUCGACUUCCUGCUGUGGAAGGAGAAGCUCCUGGCCAUUGGGAUUUACCGAACCGCCGAAGUGAGCACUGGAGGCGAAGAGGACGAGACUCCCCGCUUGGGCAGCAAAGGCGGCAUGGUUGUCAGUCCCUCUGGCAGGCGCAAGAGCAGUGGGGGUGAGAUGGCGGUGCGCGCGUCACGGCUUUCGGACUCCAAACACACCAGGAAGACCGUGAGGGUGAGCUUUGUGUACACAGCUCCUCCGGGAAAAGAGACGGCGAUGAUGCCGGGUGACAAGGUCAUUUGCUUCGAGUGUGGGAAGGACUCAUCCUGA